This is a messenger RNA of Dibothriocephalus latus, 396 nucleotides long. The record is from the annotation of a GenBank genome assembly. NCBI's taxonomy places the organism in Eukaryota, Metazoa, Platyhelminthes, Cestoda, Diphyllobothriidea, Diphyllobothriidae.
AUGCGCCUAACUUGGAAACUUUUCGAUAUAUUUGUAGAUGCCAUGGAGGAGCUUGGUUUGAGUGACAAGUGGAUGAUCUACGCUGGCAGUCUGGUGGGAUCUUUUCGGCAUCACGAUAUCACGCCUUGGGACGAUGAUCUGGAUGUUCUCGUUGAUUUUGCAGUAAGACCGCUAAUGGUGGAGAAGUUGAGAACGCUUGCACCCGAAAUUAUAAUUGGCGAGGCUGGUUUGAGAGACAAGUUAUACACAAAAUAUAUUGAACCGAGCAAUAUCUCGCAGGACGUCGAAGGCAGUCGCAAGCUGAGUUCGUAUGAUUGGGGUUGGCCCUGCGUUGAUAUCCGUUACUUCCUCUCUAAUUCCACUCACUUUCGCAUGUUUAUGCUUCACAAACAGUGA